Messenger RNA from Lytechinus variegatus (green sea urchin), 1906 nucleotides. RefSeq lists its product as uncharacterized. Gene Ontology annotation, molecular function: zinc ion binding. The transcript has a single exon. The record is from RefSeq and is a predicted model, not a curated record. Lineage: Eukaryota; Metazoa; Echinodermata; Echinoidea; Temnopleuroida; Toxopneustidae.
UACUGUCCCUAUUUUCUCUUCGUCAUCAUGGCGUCUAAGUUUCCAUCAAUGGAGGGUGGAGAGGUCGAACUUCGUACAAGGAAAGGUCAUGACAUGACAUGGUCAUGUGACAAGCAUGGUGAGCCAAUCAAAUUUUACUGUAAGAAACACAAAAUUCCUAUUUGUCAUCCAUGCGCUACCAAAAAUCACAGUCAGAAACCAUGUGAGCUAGACGACAUCGAGGAUGUCAUCUUCGAAAAGAGAAGUCAACUAGAUGAGAAACGGCCAAAAAUACAGAAACUCCAGAAAAAAAUGGAAGCCCUCAACACAAAAAUAAAGAUUGUAUCAACGUCUGGAAGUGCUCUUCUUCAGACAAUUAACAACAAUAUUCAAGCAUCAUAUCACGACAAGAUCAAAUCUGUUGGAGAAAAGGAGAACAGGAUAAUUAGGGUUAUUAACGAGGAGGCAGAUGAGGAAAUAAGACUAGUAAAUGAGAAGAGGGAAAAACGGAUCAAGGAUUGCAACAACGAGAGAGAAAAGGAGCGACAUAUCAUCAGAGUCCAAAAAGCAAAACUUUUAUCAGAUACAAAGACACUCAGUGGGGAAGUUACUAAGAAGACAAAAAAUCUCUCUUGUAAAAAUCAGCUUGCAAUAAACACUUUGAUGAACAUUGAAUCAACCAUCAAACGUAUAAACCAACAUGAUGAAACAUCGGUGAAUGAAGCUUCUCAAGUACCUUCAUCUAUUGAUGAAAAUUUAAGUUUAAAUGCUCAUCAAGACGUUAGCGACAGUCUUGACCGAAUACAGAGUAAAGUUGAGAGAGUGAAGCUUGUAGAGGGGUAAGUAGGUGGAGAAUAGUAUGGUAGAAUUGAUGGGUAUAUCGGUAAAUGGAAACUUGUCAUGUCAAUCCACAUUCCAUCGGUUGUUAAUUACCCGUAUGUGCGUGGUUUAGUCAGUGAGGAUGAGAUCUGUGUGCAAGACGUAGAUAACAAUGACAUGUAUGUUACAAACAUCAACACUCAAAACAUAGAGAAAGUCAUUGAUGAAGGUGUGCAGAUUACAUCAUGUGCGCCCAUAGACAGUAACGUAAUAGUGUGUGGUAAGGAGAGAAGGGAUCGCACGGAUGACAGGUUGGAUGGAUGCAUCACUCUCUAUGACAGAAAAUGGAAGGUGAUUAGAGACAUCAGCAUACCAAAUGGAAGGUUUCAGUUACCCCCACAUGUGUUUCUGAUUUUCGAUUUUUUUAGUGUGUAUGUUGAUGUUGACAGGGAUGGGAUGAUCAUCGCUGCUCAGUCCUAUCAGUCUAAUAUCUACGUCAUCAAUCCUGCUAAUGAUAAAAUAGUAAACACUAUUACGAUGCAGGGUAAGGAGGUGAGGGGUGAGAUACAAGCGUUGACAUCAGUUGAUAUCGUUGUGAAGACAGGUUAUAAUGAAUACACUGUCAUAUCCCGAUCAGGAGAAGAGAAGGCUGCCAUACACUGUGAUGAGUGGAACGAACCACAGUGUCGCGCUGACAAACUGACAGACACACUCUACAUUGCGUACAAGGAUGAAACGCCUAAUAUCUACACAGUUGAUCAGGUGUCACGUGAUGGUGUCAUCCAGGCAAGGAAGAUCGUGGAAUACGUGGAUUCAGAUCGAUCUUACUUUGUCAGCCCUUGUCUUGUUACUCCUUCUGGUAACCUUGUAGGAUGUGAUGGAGACAAAUUUCAUCUUCACAAGAAGACAUUCAUCUUGUAAAUCAUCAAAUAUUACAAUGAAUGAUUUCAAAAGAAAUAGUAACCACAUUGACGGCAAGAUCGUACACUAUAAAAUCAUGGACGAAAAUGUAAUGUAGGUCAAGGUUUCACCGGCAUCGCGAUCUCAAAAUUCUGUCCGAUCGGCGAAUGCGGGCUGUGUUGGAAACCGUUCAGAAAAAAGUGUGACC